Molecule: messenger RNA, 2745 nt
Organism: Pseudo-nitzschia multistriata
Lineage: Eukaryota; Bacillariophyta; Bacillariophyceae; Bacillariales; Bacillariaceae
Source: the annotation of a GenBank genome assembly
GAACGCCGAAACCGAAGACAAACUUGUUUUAGAAAUGCUGGAUGCUUGUUAAAAAUCUCAACAGAUGGAGUGUCGUGUGAACACCGUCUGCUCGAUAGAUUGUCGCGAACCUUAGAACUUACAAUCUUACUCAAAGUGAAGCAAUUACCAUGGAAAUGGGUUCAGCAAAAGUGGAAGCUCCCACAAAAAGAACGUCUGGUGUCCAAUCACUUUCCGCAUUGUGUAUAAAUACCGUCGUGAAAGACCUCGAGCGAUAUCCUGCCGCUGCUUUUGGGAUUGUUGAUGAGUUUCAGUGGGAUUGUAUCAUUAAGCUUCGUUAUAAAAAAACGAAGCCCCUCAAGGGAAGAGGAGGGAUAGAUGGGAGUGGCCGUUUGCAUCCGGCGGUCACGGAUAAAUUUAUGAUUGAAGUGGAAGAACAAAAUCAUCAUUUGAGCAAAUCAAAAAUAGCAGAUAAACUUGCAUGGAAGGACAUCGUGGAAUACAAAUUUAAGAAAGGUGGACUUUCACGACCGAAAGGUUUACUCUAUCCCUGGCCCGUUUUACUGCAACGAAUUGAAGAUUCUGGGAACGGACUUUCCGAUUGCAUUAAACUGGUAGCAGAAGAAGGUGAAUCCAAAGUUGCUGAAAAUCAGAAAGCAAUCGCGUCGACACUUCGUGCCAUCAAAACAUUAUCAGAAUCACCGAUGGAUAUGAAUCUUUUGAAGAACACUGGGAUAGGGAAGAAAGUGAAAAAGUUUCUUAGCAAGUCAACGAGACUAGACUUUCUAGAUGAACCUUACGUAUACUCUUCUGGAAAGGAUAUACGCAAAACGCCUCGAACCACKUUAGAGCAAACACUCCAAUCCUGGAAAGAUUUGGCAGCCGAUAGCGGAGUGAAAAUGAAACCUGGAGAAGCUCGAUCGAGAGGAAAUUCUACGGCAUCCACAACUGCGUCGAUAUUAACAGCUGCAAAAAAGUGUGAUUCCUGGCGAUCACUGUACCACACGCUCAGGAUUCACGACGAGGACAGACGGUCGAGGCAGGGUGAAAAGAUGAGAGAACGACGACGGCGUUUGAAUACGGUGCGGCCAAAGAUCGUAAAGGUUCAUCAURCAUCUUCUAGACAAGAAAGAAUUCUGAACAAAUCCAGAUUUGACAGCAGUCCUUCCCGAAAUAGUCAUCCUUCCGGUUCUUCUGACAAAAUGCGACAGCUUCGGAAGGAAGCUCAGGUAACAUCGACCAGACGCGGUGGAGCCGUUUYGGCCGCAUCUGUGGCUGCAGCCCACAAACGAGCAACCGGCUUUGGGGCUGCAGUGGCGUUUGCGUCGGCGGGGAAAAAGCCCACGCGUGUGCGGAAAACAGCGCCGGUGACAAAAACCGUGACCUUGGCCGGUGGAAAACGACUCGCUGUUCCAGACGCGAGGACUGUCGGAAGCGUCAACGUUCAAAAGAGAUUGAAAAUGCUCAAGAGGGGUCAAACAUCCUUUCGCUCUGGACUCAAUCGAUGAAAAUAGUURUGAUGUCGCCAUCUUUUAAUGCACUACUAAUAACAAACCUGGACAGAGGCGAUAAAUUUUUUCGUACUAUUAAUUGCUAGGUGGUAAUAAAACUUUUCUCUCAGUAUCUUCCACGCCCGCCACGUCCACGCCCUCUGCCGCCRCCACGACCGUACGAGAAAGAAGCMAUAUUAUUCAAUUCGGGUGGGAUGUUUUGUUCGGUUCUUUUCAAGAUAUCCAAGAGAUCUUUGGCCAUGCGACCAUUCUUUUCUGCCACGAAGAACGACACGGCAGUUCCUUUUCUCCCCGCACGACCGGUACGACCAAUUCGAUGGACGUAGUCCUCCAUGUUGCUGGGCAUAUCGAAAUUCACGACCAUUCGAAUGUCGUCAACAUCCAAACCUCUUGCAGCGACGUCUGUGGCGACCAGUAGAGUGCUUUGGCAGCUCUUGAACUCGCGAAGGGCCCAAUCACGCUCCUCUUGGCUCUUGUCCCCGUGCAUUGCUCGUGCUUGGAAACCAUCCAUGCGCAGCGAUCUCGUCAGCAUGUCGCAUCCUUUUUUCGUCUCCACAAAAACAAGAACACGAUCUUUCUGCGUCAAGUUUUCACGCAGGUACUUGAGAAGAGAGCGGUAUUUGUCUGGGUCUUGACAAACUUCAAUGAUUUGUGUCACAUCCUUGUUACCAGUUAGAUCUAGAGAUCCAACCGUGACUUGGUAAUAUUCAUCCAAGUAGUCCCGUGCCAGAUUUUGGAUCUCCUUCGGCCAGGUGGCUGACCACAUCAGCACCUGACGAUCAGGACGAAUCUGACUGACAAUCUUGCGGAGUUGCGGUUCGAAUCCCUAUACAAACGUAAAUCCGAACAUUUGGYAAUCAAACAACCGUCAGGAUACUGGGGACAAUCGUCAUUAUCGAUAAUCUCGUGUAAACAAAAAUGGCGCAGUACGAUGAAGGUGCUAUUACUUACCAUAUCAAGCAUACGAUCUGCCUCGUCGAGAACAAGAUACGUCACUCGUUUAAGGUUCGUGUUUCCUUGGUCGAGAUGGUCGAUCAAUCUACCUGGUGUUGCAAUGACGAUUUCGAUUCCACUCUGUAAAUCUUGAACCUGUCUUCUCUUCGGAACACCACCAUAGACAACAGUAUUUCUGAUAUCGCUGGAUUUUCCAAAUUUGUCGCAUUCCUCCUUGAUCUGAACCGCGAGCUCUCGCGUAGGAGCGAGGACCAAUACAAUGGGUCCCUCACCGGGCUUCAGAUAGGGCUACAAAUUGCAA